AUGCUGCGUUCGUGUUUCUCAUCUCAUCUCAAAGCCGCCUUUCUUCACUUGUCUGAAAAAUCGUUCAUCACUUCUCUGAACUCAUCUUAUCGGUUACGAUUCUUCACCGUUGAUUCCUUUUCUCACUUCCCAAUCACAAUUCAGUUCACAACUCCCUUCUUCCUACUCUCUCUACCCUCUUCUCGAUAUCCAAAUCAACUUUGCGCUAAAUUUCAAUCAACACUCUUUCUAUAUGUAAUCGAGGGUACAAAGCACAACGAGUUUGAUUUUGAGUUUUUUGGAAACAACAUAGGUGAACCUUAUUCUUUGCAAUUUUCUGUAAAGGAGAGUAACUCAUUGGAUUUCAACAUGUUGGACACAAUCCUGCACCAGUUUAAAGGAAGCAGCUCAAGUAUGUAUAAUGUAGAAUAUUACUCUAAAAACAUUAUAUAUAUAGUUGAGAAGAUCAAGCUUCCUUGUGCAAAGAAGAUUGUGCCCAGUGAUUGUAGGGCUAUGAUUGGUUGGCAAGUUGCAAGUGUUGCUAAGUGUUAA
This is a messenger RNA of Vicia faba (fava bean), 531 nucleotides long. NCBI's taxonomy places the organism in Eukaryota, Viridiplantae, Streptophyta, Magnoliopsida, Fabales, Fabaceae. The record is from the annotation of a GenBank genome assembly.